AUGGUAGAAGCUAUUAAACUGAAUGAUUUAAAGAAUAGGAAAAGAAGAAAUACAGAAGAAGAAGAAAAUGGCAGCGAGGAAUCUGAAAUCGAUAUAAGUAGUACCGAUUCAGAAAACGAAGAAGAGCCAAAUGGGGAAGAAGAGAUCGUGAAUAUUGAUUUCGACUUCUUCAGUGGUAACCCAGAUGUUGAUUUCCACGCUUUAAAGAAUUUGUCACGUCAACUCUUUGGACCUCAAGAAAGUACCAGAAUUCAACUGAGCAGUCUGGCAGAUUUGAUGCUAGGCUCUCCAACUACCACAAUCAAAACAGAUGGCAAAGAAUCUGAUCCUUAUUGUUUUCUUUCUUUCAUUGACUUCAAAGCUAACCGCAAUAGUGACUAUGCAAAAUACUUACAGAAAGUGGACAUGAGACUGUCUACGUUUUUUCAAACUAUUUCGGAUAGCGGCAACAAAAACUGUGCUUUGGUCAUCAGCGAAAGACUAAUUAACAUGCCACCGGAAGUCGUUCCACCUUUAUACAAGAUUACAUUGGAGGACGUCACGGCAGCACUUGGAGAUGAUAAACAUUAUGAUUUCUAUGUCAUCGUCACCAGGAAGUAUGAAGUAAAUUUCGACACAGAUGAUGAUGCCGAGUCUAGUAAGAAGAACAAAAAUACGUACGAGAGGUCCAAAAAAAGAGUAAAGGCUGACGAAGUGGACUACUUCCAUGAGGAAGAUAGGUUUUUUGAGAAGCAUGCCAAGAUUCACUUCGAAUCAGAAGCCAGAAAAGGUGUUAUUAGCUCAUACAUGAUUCUUGAUCACGAAGGUCUUGUCAAAAGUAUCAACGAAUUGGAAACGGAAAUUUCCACCUGGUAA
Molecule: messenger RNA, 855 nt
Organism: Saccharomyces eubayanus
Lineage: Eukaryota; Fungi; Ascomycota; Saccharomycetes; Saccharomycetales; Saccharomycetaceae
Gene: BCP1
Product: protein-transporting protein BCP1
Exons: 1
Coding region: 1-855 (284 amino acids)
Cellular component (GO): nucleus
Source: RefSeq, a predicted model, not a curated record